AUGACGUCUUUGCUCCGACACAAAAACAACAACUGUGGUAUGAGCAAUAUUGACAACUCUGAAAGAGACGCAUUGGGACCUAUGAACACAAUGGAUGAGCAAGAAGACAUGAUUGAUAUGGACAACUGUUCUCAACAAGAAUUUUCCGAACUCGCCAAGACAUCAACAUCUUCGGUCUUUGACCACCCAAAAGACGGCUUAAACACGGAAAGAACAUCCUCUCUCACGAAAACAAACAACAAAAUUGAAAAGAGGAGGAAAAUGUUGCAACAACGUAAAGCAAAGAUUGUUAAUCUGAAGAAGAGAUGGCGAGAACGAAACGCUGCUCUCCCACAGGAACAACAUCAACUCAUUGACCAUCAUGAUGAUGGGUCAAAACUCGGAGAUUUAUUAGAUGAAUGUUUUGACAGAAUUGAAAAAACUAUCGUUCAAAACGUAGAGGGUAAAAUUUCGACGGCUUUCAAGAAAUUUCAAGAGAGCAUGACAUUGGCAUUUGGAGAAUGUUUGCAAAAAUUAACAUCAGCCAUUGAAAUGCGCCCUUCUUCUCUUUCAACACCAAUCAAAUUGGAGAAUACACAACCAACAUCUUUGCCAUCCAUCCAAGUACAAAAUUCACAAAAUUCGCAAUCUCAAUCCAAUAUUAUGGCAUCAUCAUCCUAUCCAUCAAAACAUCAGCAUGGCUCAAAAGAAGAGGAUUGUUGGAUUAUUUGGAAUAACUCAGUCUAUGACAAACUUCGAUUAUUGAGGAGAAUGAAAGCCAUCAAAUACAAUGAGUGGGAGGAUUUUGUGGAAAGGGAUGCCAUUAUUUGGAGAAGACAUUUUGAAUUAAGGGAUCAAUUUAAGAGAGAUAAAUCAUCUGACAAGAAACACUACACUCUCGCAAUGGAUUACAUUAGCCCAGUUCUACAUGCAAAACAAUUUCUUGGUAAAACCCUUCAAAAAAUCAGACAAGGCUUUUUCAAGAAUAAGGAAGUAUCGAAUGAAAUGCUAACCAAAAUGCUAGAAGGAGUUUCAAAAGGAAACAUUUUACCAUAUCAGCAAGAUUUGUUGUUAAGCAAGAAAGAAAUCCAAAUCACACCCAAGUCAAAAAUUAAUUCACCAUUCUGGUGGUUAAACCUAGAAAUUUAUCAACAACUCUCACUAUUGGUAGAAUUGAAAAUUAUUGCAAAAACGGAUUGGAAUGCCUACAUGAAGAAGGUAAUGCAGUUAAACGACUCAAUAACUGAGGAAUCUGAAAGAGCUCCUAAAAUCAUUAGCUUUGGAGAAACGUUAAUGAAAAAUUUAAAGGACAAGACACCAACUGAUAAGUGGUUCCUAUUUGUGCAAAAGAAGCAAAGCAUGAUGAAAUGUUCAGAUUAG
This is a messenger RNA of Naegleria lovaniensis, 1359 nucleotides long. RefSeq lists its product as uncharacterized. The record is from RefSeq and is a predicted model, not a curated record. The transcript has a single exon. Lineage: Eukaryota; Heterolobosea; Eutetramitea; Acrasida; Naegleriidae. Bases 1 to 1359 code for a protein of 452 amino acids.